CCAGACGCAACCUGGAGGAAUUCCACAACCCUGACUACUGCGACAUCCACGAUGCCUUCGUCAAAGUUCGCUCACAACGAAAAGUAUCGGUACCUGAAUGGCUUCAACUCCUACCAUGAAUCAGAAGCUAUAGAAGGUGCCUUACCUAUUGGUGCCAACUCCCCACAAAAACCACCGUAUGGUCUUUAUGCUGAAAAGCUGUCUGGAACCGCUUUUACGGCGCCACGCCACGAGAAUCAGCAAACAUGGCUAUACCGUAUCCUUCCUUCAUGCGGCCACAGCAACUUUGAGCCUCGUGAGUCGUCGACUUACAACACCAACCCCGAGAACAAGCCGUAUGAGAAGAUCCACCAUAUUCCCAAUCAGUUACGAUGGGAUCCUUUCGACUUGGAUGAGACUGUUGAUUGGGUACACUCGCUACAUCUUGUUGCCGGUGCGGGGGAUCCUACAAUGAAGUCUGGCUUGGGCAUGUAUAUCUUUGCGGCGGGAAAAGACAUGGACGAGCACGAAGCAUUCUACUCCGCUGAUGGGGAUUUCCUCAUCGUUCUCCAGCAUGGCGUACUGGAUAUCAGAACCGAAAUGGGUCGUAUCUUGGUACGGCCCAAUGAGAUUUGUGUCAUCCCAAGAGGCAUCAAGUACCGCAUCACGCUCCCAGAGGGACCCGUUCGAGGUUACAUCCUCGAACUCUACCAGGGACACUUUCAGCUACCUGAACUAGGCCCUAUCGGCUCAAACUGUUUGGCAAACGCGCGCGAUUUCCAAGCCCCUGUUGCCGAUUUCGAUGAAGACACGGAAUCAGAAUGGCAUAUCCUCAGUAAAUUUGCCGGCCACCUCUUUCAGGCUAAGCAGACACACUCUCCCUUUGAUGUGGUGGCAUGGCAUGGUCUCUACUACCCGUACAAGUACGAUUUGGGACGCUUCAACACCAUCGGAAGUAUUUCCUUCGAUCAUCCCGACCCAUCCAUCUUCACAGUGUUGACAGCACAAUCCGACCAUCCUGGCACUGCCAUCGCCGACUUCGUCAUCUUCCCACCUCGGUGGCUGGUCGCAGAAGGCACUUUCCGACCUCCAUGGUAUCAUCGGAAUACCAUGUCUGAAUUCAUGGGUUUGAUUCAAGGUCAGUAUGAUGCAAAGACCGGUGGUGGUUUCCAACCUGCCGGUGCGUCCCUUCAUAAUGUCAUGUCCGGGCACGGUCCGGAUGCAAGCACACACGAAAAGGCUUCCAAUGCAGACCUCCAGCCUGCAAAAGUCGGCGAAGGCAGCAUGGCGUUCAUGUUUGAGAGUUGCCUAAUGGUCGGAGUGACGGAAUGGGGCUUGAACAAGUGCAAAAAGGUGCAAGAGGGCUACAAUGCGGAGAGCUGGGAACCGCUCAAGCCUCAUUUCAAGAGGCCAGCACCGAAAAAGAUAGACAACGGUGCUGGAGGGACGGAGGAUGGCACAACUGGAGACAAGGCGCAGGUACCGCACUGGACCUGA
Messenger RNA from Periconia digitata, 1476 nucleotides. The record is from the annotation of a GenBank genome assembly. Lineage: Eukaryota; Fungi; Ascomycota; Dothideomycetes; Pleosporales; Periconiaceae.